GCCGCCUGAUCUAAGCAGCCACCCGAGUGCGUCUGCGAGCGGCUGCGAGCGCACGGUCUGGCUGCCCAUCUUGGUCCCCGCAGGCGCCACCAUGUGCGGCAUCUUUGCUUACCUAAACUACCAUGUGCCCCGGACAAGGCGGGAUAUCCUAGAGACCCUUAUUAAGGGACUCCAGAGACUAGAGUACAGAGGAUAUGAUUCUGCUGGAGUUGGAAUUGAUGGAGGUAAUGAUAAAGACUGGGAGGCAAAUGCCUGCAAAAUUGCACUCAUCAAGAAGAAGGGGAAAGUGAAGGCUUUGGAUGAAGAAGUGAACAAACAACAAGAUAUAGACCUGGACAUUGAAUUCGAUGUACAUCUUGGAAUUGCUCAUACUCGAUGGGCCACCCAUGGGGAGCCCAACCCAGUAAAUAGCCAUCCACAGCGAUCUGAUAAAAACAAUGAAUUUAUUGUUAUUCACAAUGGCAUUAUCACAAACUACAAAGAUCUGAAAAAAUUCUUGGAAAGCAAAGGGUAUGAAUUUGAGUCUGAGACUGAUACAGAAACAAUUGCUAAGCUUGUCAAGUACAUGUAUGACAACCGCGAAAGUGAUGAUAUCAGUUUCACUACCUUGGUAGAAAGAGUCAUCCAACAACUGGAAGGUGCGUUUGCUCUUGUGUUCAAAAGCGUUCACUAUCCUGGUCAAGCAGUUGGUACUAGAAGGGGAAGUCCCUUGCUCAUCGGAGUGCGAAGUGAGCACAAGCUUUCUACAGACCACAUUCCAAUACUGUACAGAACAGCCACACAAUGUGUAGAUCAUUCUUUUGAUGGAAUAUCCAUAAAACUGGAGGAAGGUAAAGACAAGAAAGGAAGUUGCAGCCUCUCUCGUGUUGACAGCACCACCUGCCUUUUUCCUGUUGAAGAGAAAGCUGUGGAGUACUACUUCGCUUCUGAUGCUAGUGCCGUUAUCGAACACACUAACAGAGUGAUCUUUCUGGAAGAUGACGAUGUGGCAGCUGUUGUGGAUGGCCGUCUUUCCAUCCACCGAAUCAAGCGCACGGCUGGUGAUCAUCCUGGCCGGGCUGUUCAGACCCUGCAGAUGGAGCUUCAGCAGAUCAUGAAGGGUAACUUCAGUUCAUUUAUGCAGAAAGAAAUUUUUGAGCAGCCAGAAUCUGUUGUUAACACGAUGAGAGGAAGAGUAAACUUUGAUGACUACACUGUAAAUCUUGGGGGCUUGAAAGAUCACAUUAAGGAAAUCCAGAGAUGUCGACGUCUAAUCCUUAUUGCUUGUGGGACAAGUUACCAUGCUGCAGUCGCAACUCGUCAAGUGCUGGAAGAAUUGACUGAAUUGCCUGUCAUGGUGGAACUAGCCAGUGACUUCUUGGACAGAAACACUCCAGUCUUUAGAGAUGAUGUAUGCUUUUUCAUCAGCCAGUCAGUAGGUGAGACAGCAGACACCUUGAUGGCUCUUCGAUACUGUAAGGAGAGAGGAGCUCUCACUGUAGGAAUCACAAAUACUGUGGGUAGCUCCAUAUCCCGGGAGACAGACUGUGGAGUGCAUAUCAAUGCUGGACCAGAGAUUGGUGUUGCCAGCACAAAGGCCUACACGAGCCAGUUUGUUUCAUUAGUGAUGUUCGCUCUCAUGAUGUGUGACGAUAGAAUUUCUAUGCAAGAAAGACGGAAAGAAAUAAUGCGAGGCCUCAAGCUGUUGCCAGACUUGAUUAAAGAAGUGCUGAGCAUGGACGAUGAGAUCCAGAAACUGGCCACAGAGCUUUACCACCAGAAGUCUGUCCUCAUUAUGGGACGUGGCUAUCACUAUGCAACAUGCCUGGAAGGUGCUCUGAAAAUUAAAGAGAUCACAUAUAUGCAUUCAGAAGGUAUUCUGGCUGGUGAGCUGAAGCAUGGACCUCUUGCCCUGGUAGAUAAGCUGAUGCCUGUAAUCAUGAUCAUCAUGAGGGACAACACAUAUGCUAAGUGCCAGAAUGCUUUGCAGCAAGUUAUAGCAAGGCAGGGGCGACCUGUUGUGAUUUGUGACAAGGAAGAUAUUGAAACCAUCAAAAACAAUAAGCGAACAAUCAAAGUCCCUCACUCAGUGGACUGUCUUCAAGGGAUCCUCAGUGUAAUCCCUUUACAGCUUCUGGCAUUCCAUCUUGCAGUCCUCAGGGGCUAUGAUGUUGACUUUCCAAGAAAUCUGGCAAAAUCAGUUACAGUUGAAUAGAGUACCUCUUGCUCAUUAAGGGUUUUGGCAGAGAUCAGCGAGAGACUUUUUUUUUUGGUAUUUGGUGGUCCCGAAGGACAUUGAUUUUAAAAGACCCCUUGAUAUCAGAUCUUGUUCCCUUUGUACGAUAAAUCUUUAAUUCUGUUGCGUUUGUGACAGUUAAAAGUUGAAUCUGUAGCUAUGCCAAUAGCACUGUUGAGUGAUGAUUUCCAAUUACAGUUUACUUUUAAAAAAAACCUUGGUGGAAUUGUUCCAACCUCUGUAGUGAGUGAGAAAUCGCAUCUCUACUGCAUUAGCUUGUAGGACUUUCAGACAGUUAAGAUCUUUUGAAGAAGGAAAUUGUUAACAAAGUAGCUCUAGAAGUCUUGGGGACAGAUGCUGAGACCCUUCGACACUCCUCUCACUGACCAGGUGAGACUGACUGACUUGGAGGGCCCUUCAUGAUUGUGGACUCCUGUGCUCCAAAGCUUCCAGCAAUAAAGAUUCAUGCAGCUUGCCAGAAGCAGUACAGCAGCAUUGAUCCCUCACAAAUGGAUUCUUUCAAUCAGCCUGGUUCUACAUGGAUCCACUGUGCAUUGGCUUCAGCCCCACACACACUGUAGCAGACUGAAGUCACUCCCUAUCUUUGACGAACAAGCUUUGCCUGAGUAUUCCUACAGAGUCUUGGCUGAGGGCUAAUUCCUGUGUUCAUUUCUGAUGUGGCAAAGUCACCAUAAGGUGCAUGUCCUUGUCAUUGUGAGAUGGAGAGACAAAAUCAGGCUUUUACCCCUACAGAGUAAACUUUGGUUUUAAAGGCGCUUCUUUCCCAACAAGGGCAUUGUGUGCAUUCAGAAGAAACAUUUGCAGUACAGUGAUUUUUACUGUGUUUUAAGGUAACAUGGAAAUUGUGCCAAAUAGUCUUAUUAGUAGAAAAAAGGUUGCAUAACUCGAGGGCUCGAGGGAAUCUGAGCUUCAACUAUUGUGCAUGGUUAGAGUUGGGCAGGUAGUUGCUGGGCAGGAAUCACUGCCAGCGCACAAAGAAUCUUCCAUGUUUCGAGUCCUGCAGUGCAGUGUUGACUUCUUUUUUAUCAUGGGAAGUUGUUGGGCAAACUGUAUAUUAGUCCAUGCAAAAGAAACCUGGUUUUUCCAAAUGUUUUGUAUCCCCAUUUUUUUUCCAGCUCUCCUCUAAAUUAUCUCCUUAAAUCUAUAAAUGUUUGUGCAGGAGUCAGAACAGACACCCUUUGUUCAUUCUUUGUCAGCAGUGGCUUAGGUCAGGCUGCUGUUUUCUAUAAUCUAUGAAGAGGGAAGGGAUCUUUAUAGGGCAGGUGAUGGAACUAGCACUGUAUCAAAAUGGGAGGUGGUGGUGGUUUUUCACAUUAUUCAAAAAUUACCUUCUCUUUUUUGAUGGGCGCUCAGUUGUACAGAAAGAAGACAAUGCAUCCCUAUUUUCCCAGACAACAGGACUGGACUGACCCCACUGUUAAUCUUCUGCCCCUACUUGCAGCACAGCAAACUCCCUGUUUUGCUGUGCUACCGGGGUGGGGAGUGAAGAUCAAGAGCACUGGCAUAUCGCCUCCCCUGCACACGCGCAUCCAUUCCAAAUGACCUCAUGUUCUCUGCAUGAUCAGAUUGGUUGGGAUCAUUUAAUGACUGAGAGAAGCCUUAAGAAAAAAGAGGGGAAUCCAUUUCUACUUCCUAGCUACCUUGGCAGAGAAGCGCCCAUUGCCCAACAGCUAUAUUUAAUGUGAAUGAUAAUUUUAAAAGCAGAAGUUUCUGGUGUGCUGCUAUGUAUAGUUUUUUCCUUGGUACGAUGAAGAAUUAGAGCGAUGUUGGACAUUUUACUGGUCAAAAUGAAUGUAAGGUGUAGAGUAUGUACUUCCUUUGCUUCUCCAAAAGUGAGAAAAUGCUUGGACUUUGACACUACUAAUCCAGUCAGUGGAGAACAAAUUAGCAUUGCCCUUGAAACAUCUCCUAGAAAGAGAACAGAUGCAUAUUCUUCUAGUUACUGCUAAUACCUGUAAAGUAAAUAAGAGGGGUUAGAUACAGUUUAACUAUAUGCCCUAGAGCUGCAGGGAGAAGAGAAAGAAAUGCAAUAUAAUAGGACCAAAGAUGACCUAUAGAAAAUGCUUCUAGGCCAGAGAGCUGCAGCGGGGCUGUCCACUUCUGAAACUCCAUGAGAAUUAUGCAAAUACGAUAUAUUUAGGCUGUCUAAAGGACCAUACUAUGCCUUUUUUGGCACCUGUGUGGUGUCAUUUGUGAUUUGAUGCAUGUAGACUUUCCUGUGGUUAAGAAACCCUUGCAAGAUUGUCAAAACAUCAGUGAGGCAAAGUAGAAGAGGGUUGUGAACACCAUUACUUUGAACUACUGCUUUUCUUGUAGCUGAAGGGUAGAGGAUGUACAAGCUGUCCAGAAAUGAGACAAGGUUUUUGCAAAUAACCCAGAAUUUCUUUUUGAGUUGUUCAUCAGUUUCUUUGGACAUCAGAUUGUUCCUUGCUUCCUGUAUUUGCCAAGCCUCCUUAUUAGGACAAUUAUGUGGCUCCUUCAUCAUUCUGUAUGCUAAUGGCGAGUAACACUCAAGCCAUUUUGUUUCCUGCACUGUCCAUUAAUGGACAUCUGUCUGAUCAAGGAUGAUAGGGUGUAGCCCAUCUUAUAUCCUUCUGGACUUUUAGACAAUCAUAAAUGCUUAUGUUCAGCCUUCACUGCCGUUCUGUUAAAGAUUAAAACUACAGUUGAAUGCUGCGUGAUUGUAUUUGAUACUCAGAUUGUCAAGUCAUGAUGCAAAUGCUACACAUAGUGCUGGACCUCUUUCCUUCUGGAUAGUAAUUGAAUAUACAGUUUAACUACCAGUAGGAGAGCCUAGGUGGGAGUGGAGGCUGUUCUGGCAUCAAGGGGUAUGAACAGUGCUACUUUCUUAAAUAAGUCUGUUCUACUUGUUGGGGCUACAUUGAAGAUUCUUCUAGGAUGGGAUGUGCAGCUGGACUAGUUUUGAAGAAGCCCAGCUGCAAACCACCCUUAUAGGAGAGGUUUCUUUUCGGGAUAUAUUUAGCAAAGGGCACCACUCCACUUCAAUUUAAGUGUAUUAGAGACUCCUUGGUCCAAGAUGGGUAGUUCAAACCUCAUAGGGAUUUAUGUGGUUCAGAAAGUUACAUUUUAUGUAGCUGAAAGUGAUGUUAGAGGAAGGAGCCAAGAAUUUGCAGGCUGCUGCUCUUUCCUGGCAUGGCUUUCCAUGUGAGGUUCCCCCUUGUUUUGUACAUCGCAGACACAGAAGUUAGCAAGUCUGUUAGGGUUAACUUUAAGAAUUCAACAUUUCACCAAAGCUUGGACAUUAGUGCAUUUGUUGUGGCAAUGAUUGAACCCUUUGUUAGAUACCAAUUUCCUCAUCUUUUCCCCCUAAUGAAUGCAACUGACAUACCCGACUACUAGCCCUUAUUUGAAGAUGUUGAAUAAAGGCAGUUAAGUGUAAAACUGAAGUUGGCAAAUGUUUUUUUUUUUUUACCUCUGCUUCUUUUUCUUUUGCGCUUGUUCUUCUGAAUGUACACAUGGCUUGUCUUGGUUUACGGGACCAUUUAGUACAUGUUUUGUGCUGUGUACUCCACAGUUUUAACUUUGUCAGUAGAUGUAUGUUGAUUAGAUUUUUGUUUCUUGCCUUACCUUUUUUGUAUCUUACCCUUUGAAUAAAAAGACAUGUCCAGCCUAA
This is a messenger RNA of Eublepharis macularius, 5870 nucleotides long. It is a transcript of the gene GFPT1, whose product is annotated as glutamine--fructose-6-phosphate transaminase 1. Gene Ontology annotation, biological process: fructose 6-phosphate metabolic process; carbohydrate derivative biosynthetic process; protein N-linked glycosylation. Lineage: Eukaryota; Metazoa; Chordata; Lepidosauria; Squamata; Eublepharidae. The record is from RefSeq and is a predicted model, not a curated record. Bases 92 to 2194 code for a protein of 700 amino acids. The transcript has 20 exons. Gene Ontology annotation, molecular function: carbohydrate derivative binding; L-glutamine:D-fructose-6-phosphate transaminase (isomerizing) activity.